Molecule: messenger RNA, 593 nt
Organism: Carica papaya (papaya)
Lineage: Eukaryota; Viridiplantae; Streptophyta; Magnoliopsida; Brassicales; Caricaceae
Source: RefSeq, a predicted model, not a curated record
AAUAACGAGAGGCACAAAUGUGAACUGGCGAUCUCUCCGAUGCCUCUCUCUAAUUGAGAAAGUUCAUCUAUUUGAAACUCUGUAAAUGUGAAGUUCGUUUCCGAUUUCUUCUUCUUUUUCCAGAUUAAAUUGUUUAGGUCUGUUCGUACAAAAAUGGAUUGUACGUUAAAGAUGAUAUCGUCUAUUGUGUUUCCUAUCAAUUCUUCAUCGAAAUUGAACUUUAGUAACCAAGUGCUCUGUUGGUCUCCAAUUAAUGGAAACGGGUCCGUAACGAAAAUCUGUGCCGUCUCCAAUGGCGCUGUUCCUAGCUCCGCUUCUCACGGGGCUGAAUCAGGUUCAGCAAGGGAUGCGCACAAAAGAAGAAGCAAUCUUGAAUCUCUAUUUUGUUAUGAUAAGCCCAUACCAGAGGAGAGAAUUGAGAAGCCAGUUGGACUAUCACUAGUGGAAAAGGCAAUUGGGGACAACCCCCAUUGUAUUGAUUGUGAAGCCAAAGGUGCAGUCCUAUGUGCCACUUGUUCUGGUUCAGGCCUUUACGUGGACUCUAUCUUGAGAGUCAAGGCAUCAUUGUCAAAGUCCGUUGCCUAGUAAGUUUC